AAGAAGCAUUUGGGGCAGUUGUCUCGGAGAGUAGAAAUCGGGGUAACCCGAAUGAAAUCGAACCGAACUCGCCCGACCCGGGUUUAGCCCCGAAUAAAAAAUCCGAAAGUGUAAACCAAAACGGGAAGGAAACUCUCACCAGCGAGAUCGCCGGAGCUCCAUAUAAGCACGAACCGGGCAAGAAACCACACGAUUCGUAGUAUCUACUUCACUAUCAAAGAUUCAGUGUGAUUAAGGAGAGACUGUUGCAAAUGGGAGUGAGGGCGGUGAACUGAUGUCACUGUUCUGGAUUGUAAUUCGUCAGCUUGCAGAGAUCGAAGAAAUGGCAACGUCGAAGAAAGUGAUUACUAGGGAAGAGUGGGAGAAGAAGCUUAACGAUGUAAAGAUUAGGAAAGAAGACAUGAACAAGCUGGUGAUGAAUUUUCUUGUCACCGAAGGGUAUGUUGAAGCUGCUGAGAAAUUCCGGAUGGAAUCUGGAACUGAACAUAUAGAUCUUGCAACAAUUACAGAUCGUAUGGCUGUUAAGAAGGCUGUACAAUGUGGCAAUGUUGAGGAUGCUAUUGAGAAAGUGAAUGAUCUAAAUCCAGAGAUAUUGGAUACAAAUCCCCAGUUGUUUUUCCAUCUUCAACAGCAAAGGUUAAUCGAAUUAAUUAGAAAUGGAAAAGUAGAAGAGGCUCUCGAGUUUGCUCAGGAGGAGUUAGCACCAAGGGGGGAAGAAAAUCAAAGCUUUUUAGAAGAGUUGGAGAAGACAGUCGCGCUUCUAGCUUUUGAAGAUGUCUCAAACUGUCCUGUUGGUGAACUUUUGAACAUAUCACAGCGCCUAAAGACAGCAAGCGAAGUAAAUGCAGCCAUCCUAACUAGCCAGAGUCAUGAAAAAGAUCCUAAGCUUCCAAGUUUGUUGAAGAUGCUUAUAUGGGCCCAGAAUCAGCUUGAUGAGAAAGCAGCAUAUCCUCGGAUAAACGAUUUAUCCAAAGCCACAUUGGAAGACCCUACAGUUUGAAGAGUCGUGAUGAUUGAAUUGAUAAUACUUCAGUUGUGAAGGGUUAUGGUUUAUGAAAUUCAAAUUUGAUGUAAUGUACCUUAAUUGAUAAAAGUGACUAUUGUCUCAUUUUCCUCUUGAAUGUAAGAUCUAUUUUCAUUCUUUAGCCUUUAAA
Humulus lupulus (European hop) is the source of this 1154-nucleotide messenger RNA. RefSeq names its product protein GID8 homolog. Lineage: Eukaryota; Viridiplantae; Streptophyta; Magnoliopsida; Rosales; Cannabaceae. Gene Ontology annotation, molecular function: protein binding. The transcript has 7 exons. Gene Ontology annotation, cellular component: cytoplasm; nucleus. Bases 275 to 1000 code for a protein of 241 amino acids. The record is from RefSeq and is a predicted model, not a curated record. Gene Ontology annotation, biological process: proteasome-mediated ubiquitin-dependent protein catabolic process.